AUCUAUUUAAAGGCUGAAAAUAAUGUACAAAAACUUGAAUCUGUGCAGUAGCUUUAAGGACCUCAAUGUUUGGCUGAACUCCACAUACAGUGAAGGCCUCAUAUCAGGUGAUAGUUGAUACCUGGGUGGCAUCAACAACAAAGCCCUGUUGAAAUAAGAGCCUCUGGUCACAAAGAAUGACAUCUCCAGUUAUACACGAAUAAAGGCAGAUAGGGAAGACAAAAAAACAAAAGUAGGGGCGAUGGCAGAAGAGGAGGAAAUAGGUCACAGGGGAGGGGCUUUCAGAGGAAUAUAUAUUCCUGACUUCGGCCUCCCCAUCAGUCAACCCACCUUCCAUCCUUUAGAGGCCGUCUUCAUUUACGGCAUUGACAUGCGAGCUGUUGUGUUGUUGAGUCUGCUGCACGGAGCCUUUUGUCAGAAUGUGUUCAGCUGGGACAACGGGGCCUCCGACACCCGACCAGUCCAACCCGAUGAGUGUCUUCCGGACCCCACCUUGUGUGGCUGCUGUCUGAUGCAGAAGAAGUUGCAAAGGAUGGAGUGGUUCUUCAACAAGACCGUGGAAGAAAUCAGCAAGAAUCUGACCAAUGCAAAGAUGGCCCUCAACGACAAGCGAGCCAGCCGCAGCGCCUUCUCCGUCGCCCUCGACAAAGCCGGCGGCAACGGCUGCUUCGGCCCGUUCGCCGACGACCGGCGCGUCCUCUACCGGCACGUCUUCCUCAACCUGGGCGACGGCUACGGCGCCACCACCGGCGGCUUCACCGCCCCCCGCUCCGGCGUCUACAGCCUGGCCGUCACCGUCUACUCCGCCUACGGCUCCCUGGGGGCCGGAGCGCACCUGACGGUCAACGGCCUGACGGCGAGCGCGCUGCGGGAGAAGGAGAGCCGGGACCGCGAGGACAGCGCCACCCUGGUGGUGUCGGUGAAGCUGAAGGCCGGGGACGAGGUGGCGGUCGUCCUGCCGAAAGGGAGCGUGGUCUGCGACGACUCGAGCCACCUCAACACCUUCACGGGCUUCCUGCUGUACCCGUGCUGAGUGGACACCAGCCGCUCCAGCAGCAUCAAUGUGGCCCGGUUGUUGAUUUCUAACAGCGUUGAAAUGAUACGAUGGAAGUUGAUGGCAAUUGUUGUUUUUUCUGAAGGUGAAAUAAACCAGACCUUUAAACCAA
Gasterosteus aculeatus aculeatus (three-spined stickleback) is the source of this 1166-nucleotide messenger RNA. RefSeq names its product cerebellin-3. The record is from RefSeq and is a predicted model, not a curated record. Lineage: Eukaryota; Metazoa; Chordata; Actinopteri; Perciformes; Gasterosteidae. Gene Ontology annotation, cellular component: synapse. Gene Ontology annotation, biological process: maintenance of synapse structure. Gene Ontology annotation, molecular function: protein binding.